Molecule: messenger RNA, 1134 nt
Organism: Xenia sp. Carnegie-2017
Lineage: Eukaryota; Metazoa; Cnidaria; Anthozoa; Malacalcyonacea; Xeniidae
Exons: 3
Coding region: 127-705 (192 amino acids)
Source: RefSeq, a predicted model, not a curated record
GUUGCAUAUACUGUGGUGUCAGAAACACAGGUCAUUUAAACAGGCUCUGAAGGAAGAAUAACGGACAGGGAGAAGUGAGAAAGUAAUCGCACAACCAUUUGAAAUAUUUUAUCAUCUUUCUUCACAAUGAAAAACUUCAUUGUAAUCGCUUGCAUCUUUUUUAGUAUUUCUGGUUUAAACACGAUUGCUGUUUAUCCAGACACGUACGUUGCAUCUUACCCAAAGUCAUGUAUGGAAAUCAAGCAAAGCUCACCGGAAUCGUUGAGUGGUCUUUACCGCAUUGUGGUUGAUGACACUGUCGUUACGGUAUACUGUGAAAUGGCAAAGGAAGGCGGUGGAUUUACGUUCAUCCCACGCGAGGCUGUGAUCAAAGGCAAACUACCCCAGCUCAUCAAUCAAGUUUUCAAGAACAAAACACAAGUCUUGCUUCGUAUCCAAAAGAAAGAUGGUCUUCAACCAUUUACACUUAUCACACAACUUCCACGGUUUACUCAACAUAAUCUCGCCGUCUUGAUGCAUAAUUAUAAUGGAUAUACACAGCCUCAAAAUUAUUACAUGCGCGAUUAUCUUUUCUUGGUGUGUUACCAAAAAAUGUGGCAUGGGCGCGAGUUACUCAAGGUUUCAGUUUUGUUUAUGAAACGGCCGGCGUGUGUUAAACGUACUCAUAUGAGAUGCCCACAACCGCUUACGAAUCUACCGACAUAAACUACAAGAACAUCGAAAAAUCGUAACAAGAUACACUACACAAUCAGACGCCAAAUCCAUUAAUGAAGCCAUCAAAAAAGCAACAUCCAUUUAUAGAACAAAACGACACCACGAAACUUCAUCUAAACAACGAAGAACUACGAGCAAUUAAAAACCUACAAAACGACGACCAAAUAAUCAUAUUACGAGCUGACAAAGGACGCAAAACAGUUAUCAUGGACAGAUCAGAAUACAUCCACAAAGCCAAAACCCUCAUACAAGACACCACCACCUACGAACCUCUAUCCGCAGACCCCAGCAAAACGACCACCAACCGUAUAAACCAGAAACUGAAACAACUAAAAGACAAAAAGAAACUGACCGAAAACGAUUACAGAAGAAUCCGACCCAAUGACGCAUCCACCGCCAAAUUCUAUGGACUACCAAAAA